Penicillium hordei is the source of this 303-nucleotide messenger RNA. RefSeq names its product YciI family protein. The record is from RefSeq and is a predicted model, not a curated record. NCBI's taxonomy places the organism in Eukaryota, Fungi, Ascomycota, Eurotiomycetes, Eurotiales, Aspergillaceae. Bases 1 to 303 code for a protein of 100 amino acids. The transcript has a single exon.
AUGCUUUUUCUGCUCUCUGUAUCCUACCUCACUUCUUUUGAAGAAGUAGAGAAGCAUUUUCCGGCUCACGUAGCCUGGUUAGAGGAGCAAUAUGAGCGGAAGGUCUAUCUCCUGUUUGCCCGCAAAAUCCCGUUCACAGGCGGAGUAUGCCUUGCAGCCGCAGAAUCGGCAGAUCAAAUGACUGAGAUUACCGAAACCGACCCCUUCCGUAUCAGCAAAGUCGCGAAAUACCACAUUCAAGAGCUCGACCUGACAAAAGUCAAUGCCGUUUCGCUCCUCGAACAUGCGUCCCACCGAGAUUAA